Messenger RNA from Aspergillus nidulans FGSC A4, 3858 nucleotides. RefSeq names its product putative lysine-specific histone demethylase Aof2 (gene aof2). NCBI's taxonomy places the organism in Eukaryota, Fungi, Ascomycota, Eurotiomycetes, Eurotiales, Aspergillaceae. Gene Ontology annotation, cellular component: pericentric heterochromatin; subtelomeric heterochromatin; mating-type region heterochromatin. Gene Ontology annotation, molecular function: oxidoreductase activity; histone H3K9me/H3K9me2 demethylase activity; promoter-specific chromatin binding. The transcript has a single exon. The record is from RefSeq and is a predicted model, not a curated record. The coding region runs from base 1 to 3825 and encodes 1274 amino acids. Gene Ontology annotation, biological process: mating-type locus imprinting; subtelomeric heterochromatin formation; heterochromatin boundary formation.
AUGACGGAGGUUCCUUUCGUGGCAAUGCGUGCCCCAGGAAGCUAUUCCUCUCAGACAGAGACAAUCCGUCAAUACAUUCCUUCGAGUGUUGUUGUUAACAGUAGCUGUCCGCCUGCGAAACAACUUCAGCAGCCAGACAGAGUGCAACCGCAGCAAUGUACAACAAAUUCAUGGUCGGUCCAUAACGAUGGUUUUGGCCCCAGACCUCAGGUUUCUAACGCUAAAUCUUAUGGGGUUGAUGCCGGAAACCAAGGCAUCAACUAUAUGAGUUACGAUCUCGUAAAGGAGACGAACGGGAGCACGCCGAAUGAUUCUACGUCUACUCCCGUUCUGUCUGCCUCCAGCAAUGGAAAGUCUACUACGCCAUCGAGUGUGAAUCUCGCUUCGUCUUCUACAUCUGUGAGUUCUACAAAAGCUGAUGACACUCCGGGACCUGUUUUUUUCCGUCCACGUUCUUCCAUUCCAACGCGCCUUCCGACAGCAGUAUAUGCCCAGCAGUGUGUGGCGGCAGCGUAUGCGUCGAGGCUCAACCCUUACGCCCUUCAUCCGAAAGAACAAGAAGCGCUGCAGGAUCACUUGUGCCACCUUCAUGUUACUGUCUACCUUAAUAUACGAAACGGGAUUCUUCGACUCUGGACCCGCAAUCCUAUGGUUAGUGUGAGCAAAGAAGAGGCUUUGGGUUGUGCUAAAGACUACCGCUGGAUGAAUCUUGCAUCAUUUGCAUAUGAAUGGCUGAUACGGAACGGAUACAUCAAUUUCGGCUGCCUCGAGAUCCCAGAAGGCCUUGUGCCCUCAAAAAAGGGCCGUCGGAAAGAAGGUCCCGUGAUUGUCAUCAUUGGAGCAGGGAUGGCGGGUUUGGGCUGCGCUCGGCAGCUGGAAGGGUUCUUUAAACACUUUCGCGAUAACCUCAACUCCCCGCGUGUUGUUGUGCUUGAGGGUAGGCGAAGAAUCGGAGGGCGUAUAUACUCGCAUCCUCUACAAAGUCGUCAAUCAUCUACUUUGCCCCCGGGACUUACUCCAAAAGUCGAGAUGGGCGCUCAAAUUGUUGUCGGAUUUGACCGUGGUAAUCCUCUAGACCAGAUCAUACGCGGCCAGCUAGCGCUUUCGUACCAUCUGCUUCGUGACAUAUCUACCAUUUAUGAUAUAGAUGGAACUCCGGUGGACGAAGUACGAGACGCAACAGCCGAAAGGCUUUAUAAUGAUGUACUGGACCGCUCAGGAGAUUAUAGGUACAAGUCUGUGGUAGCACCUACAGCUGAGGGCGAGCGCGAUCUUAUUGAUUUGGGCCGGGACAUAACAACGAGUGAUGGGGUCACGGUGAGACAGUAUGAAGAGGCAAGACAAGCUGGAACCGUUGGUCUACUGUUUCCGGCAAAACGCAUUCGCCGCGGUGUAGGCCACAAGACUGCUGAACUCAAGCCAGCCACUGGGCCUGUAGUGGACACUGACGAGGCGGAAGAGAACCCAGCUGUCGUUGCAUGCGAAGCUAUGGGCUGGAAGCUCAACCCAGGUAUUUCAGUGUCCCAAAGAAUUAAUUUGGACCCGAUUGCCAAAGCAUCAAAGUUCCAGACUUUAGGUAAAACAAUGGAUGAAGGUGUCCGCCAAUAUCAACGCAUGCUCCCUCUGACUCCUAAGGAUCUGCGCUUACUCAAUUGGCACUUCGCCAACCUCGAAUAUGCGAACGCCACAAACAUUAAUAACCUCAGUCUUUCCGGGUGGGACCAAGAUAUGGGGAAUGAGUUUGAGGGAGAACAUUCGCAAAUCAUUGGGGGGUACCAACGGGUCCCUUACGGGCUAUGGUCGUAUCCAACGAAAUUGGACGUCCGAACGAAUAAGACUGUUUCACGCAUUACAUACGAUGCCUCCGGCUCGAACAGGCAUAGAACGGUAGUACAUUGCGAAGAUGGUGAAUCUAUCACGGCGGAUAUGGUCGUGUACACUGGCUCCUUAGGAACUUUGCAGCACCGAACAGUCCAAUUUUCUCCACCUUUACCUGAUUGGAAAGUAGGAGCCAUUGAUCGCCUUGGGUUUGGAGUGAUGAACAAAGUCAUAUUAGCGUUUGACCAGCCCUUCUGGGACACUGAACGGGAUAUGUUUGGCCUUUUGCGCGAGCCCACCAACAGGGAUAGCAUGGCUCAGGAAGAUUAUGCCUCGAACCGGGGCCGCUUCUAUCUGUUUUGGAACUGUAUGAAAACCACGGGGCUUCCAGUAUUGAUCGCUCUUAUGGCAGGUGACGCUGCUCACCAGGCAGAGCGCACUCCUGAUGCUGAAAUUGUUGCUGAAGUCAUGAGUCAGCUACGUAACGUCUUCAAACAGGUGGCUGUCCCUGACCCUUUAGAGACAAUCAUCACACGCUGGGCUAGCGACAAGUUCACCAGAGGGACAUACUCCUAUGUUGCUGCGGAGGCACUUCCAGGGGAUUACGAUCUCAUGGCCAAAUCGGUCGGAAACCUCUACUUCGCUGGCGAGGCCACCUGCGGCACUCAUCCCGCUACCGUACACGGGGCAUACAUCUCAGGGCUUCGGGCCGCAUCCGAGAUCAUCGAUUCCAUCCUAGGGCCUAUUCCUAUACCGACACCCCUCGUCCCAGAGAAAGGCAAAAACACAAACUCGGGCAAUACUAAUGGCAUGCCCUCCAACACUCCACACAUCCCACUAGACACGGACACCAAUACCCCAGAAGUACCACCCCAACAACCCCAGCUGCCAACAUCAACAUCAACAGUAACAUCGUCAUUCGAACCCCUCUCUAGAGCUGCCUAUGACCAGGCCAUGAAUGCCGCCGUCUAUACUGAAAUCGGUCCACCAAUCCCUCGCCCCGGCCGCCCAGGCAUCAAUCCCUUCAUCCUCUACCAAAAAGAUUUCAUGGCCAAAGCCCGCGCCGACUGCGAUGCAGAGUACCAGGCCAUAACAAAAGACCCCAACGCAAAGGCUCCCCGCGACACCGUCCGCGCUGCGCUAGGCCUCAUGUGGCGCCAGGCGCCGGAGGAAGUGAAACGCCCGUACCUCGAACAGGCGGAGGUCAAUCGGCAGACGGGCGCGGAGAUCGCGGCGAAGUGGAAGAGGGAUAAUGUGGAAUGGGAAAGGAGGAAAGAGGCAGCGAAGAAGAGGUGGCAGCAGGACAACCCAUUUGAGUGGUGGGUUGCUACAGAGUUUGGUGAACCGCCGAGAAAGAAGCUUGAUUCCACGAACAAGGAGUUAGGUGCGGCAUAUUCCCCUGCUGCUGCGCCAACCCCUCCAUUUGGGCCAUCAACCUCAUCAGGAUUAGCUGGGAUAUCUACUCCUUCUGCUGCCUCGCCAUAUCCGUCUGGGACGUCAGCUGGGUUAGCAGGGUCCAGCACGCUGUUUACGAAUGGGUACGACGCAAACGCAUCUACUCCAGCUGCUACUCCAUCACAUCCGCCUCCGUCCGUGCCGCCACCUGGGUUAUCUGAGGCUACCGCAGGCAAUACAGAGAGUUGUAGCUCAAGCGCAUCCUAUUCUGCCCCUGCUGGUCCAUCGACUGUCCCUCUAUUUGGGCCGCUACCUGGGUCAGCCAAAAUGAGCAAGCCGAAUGUGAAUGGAUAUAGUGCAAAUGAGUCUACUCCUGCCGCUGCUGCUGUUGCUUCUCAAUCACUCCAACCACCCCAACCACCCGGAUCGCCAUCUGGGUUAUAUGGUGGUAGCACGCAAGACACGAACGGGUCCACGAACUUAAAUGCAAAUCCGAAUCCGGGUCAAACUCAAAAUCCAAACGUCGCUAACGGUCCUAGACCAGGGAUGGGUUGGAGUUGGUUCAACAAUAACAGCGCCACUGCAUACUCUUUUCUCCUCAACCAACGUUAAAAAGGGCCAAAUCAAACUAAUUAUCUUAUCGGG